UCGAACGGUAGACUAUUGCGUUCGUACCCGUUUAAUCUCGCAUAGCCUCGCUACGAUGGCGUAUAGUAAACAAAUAGCGUGCGCUUUUAAAAACAUUUGAAACAGUUGAGAAUCGGUGGCGUCUGCGAAAAAUCGUCCGCCGGUGAAAGUCGUCUGAAGGAAAACGCAAUUUUUUGCCGUCUAUAGUUUCUUGCAUCGGUGGAAACUGAUCGGAAGUUUGUAAAAGAUAUGCGGUCUAGACGUUUUGUCCCUUUGAGGAAAAGCGACGGCGCCGCGCGCGUGUGAAUGAGACCGUUUUGUGAAUAAUGUUAAUUGCCACGCCGUAUAGGGACUUCGAUGUCAGAGAUAAAAGUCCGCCCAAGGUGAUUUCGGAGGUGCGGAAGACCUAUCUGAACUGCAGUGCCGGGCAGAAUUUGAGACCCAGAUUGACAGGGGAAUUACUGGUAAAAUGCGGUCAGGACAAGUUAUGGUGGCGGAGAAGGGUACAAGUUCGGAGCGGUCAGUUGCAGGUAUUCGCCGGGCCAGGUGGAGAUGGUCCUUCUCUUCGUUUGCCGCUGAGACACCUGAGCCUCCAAGCUGGACCACUACCCCACAGUUUGGCCCUUUGCCGGGGGCAAAACGUGAUCUUAACUUUGGAGACUCCUAGCGAACACUCGUUCGACCAGUGGAUUAAAACGAUCGCCAUUGAGCUGAUCCGCCAGACCCCACUGGACGCCAUCAAAUACCUCGACAUCCUCACUUUGGCAGAGUGUUGGUAUAAAAAUAAGGAGGGAGUUGACGAAAAAGACUGGAACCAAAGUGGUUCAGAACAGGCGGUUCCCGCGUGCGAAAUAACCGACACCCAAGGAACCGACGUUAAAAUCGAAGAGACGCCCACCAAAGACGAGGAAGAGGUGGUCGAAGACUUAUUGAAAAAAUGCCAAAACGUCGAGAACUAUGUACCGGUUAAAGAGAAGUUGUUUCUGUUCGAAUCGCUGUGCAAGAUGGGCCGAAAAGUACGGAGCAGCGAAGACGUGUCACUGAGGGUCGAAAAAACCCCCAAUAAACGAGCCAAAUCUCUCCACGACCUUAGCAAUUUGAACAGUCACAUCGCGGUCAGAGAGAUUUGUAAAUAUUUCGAGACCAAGUGUGAGACUGUGAAUACUUCCGGUAGGCAACAGGUCAACGCUCCUCUAAGCAUCAAAAAGUGAUAGCAAUAGUUAUAUAUUAAUAUUUUAAUAAACUCUGUAAAUUUUUUAAAAAUAUAUUACGUGUUACCUAUCCGUUUAUGCGAAAAUUAUAUAUCGGGUGACCGAAAAGUAUGGAAACGAUAGACAUAGUUAGACAGACAAUUGAUUAAUUAAACAAAAUCUUUUCGAUAUCGAAUAAGAAAACUGUUCAAUAACAGCUGUUGUUUUUUCUACUCCGUACAUUAAAAUACCCAACUAUGCAGCACUAAUCAUUUUUAAAUGAGCGUCUGAAGAAGUUUAUAAACGUGUGUUGCAUAAAAGACUAUCUGAAGCAGUUCUUUUUCUGCGCCACUUUUUGGGUACAUUUUUGCUAAACUGGUGACAGAACGAUCUGAACUGGCGUCAAAAUACGUUACUGUUUUAAAUAGAACCUGUGACUAAAGUAGCGGAAACGCUUGAUAGCAGUGUUUAAUGACGUUGACGUUUUAAAGCGACACUACUGAUUAGUGGAUAAAUGUCGGAUUAUAACAUUGAUCCAUGUAUUUGGCGACAAAAUACAAUGAAUCGUUUUCUUUGCAAUUGCAGCUCUAAUGAUAAUUCAAAAGAAAACUUCAGAAAAAAACCUGGCGUUUUUGUUCAAAUCUGCCCCUUCUCACUAUAUUUGGUGUUUUUGAACAGUUUUAUUAUUCCAUAUUUACACGCAUUUUUUGUUUUUUGACUUAUGAUAUUUUGCCUUUUUCACUUUUUGGACACCCGGUACCCAUUCAUAGUUCAUCCGUAUACGCUGUACCAGCGUGCUGCAACAAAUUUUUGACAGAACAGUCAAUAAAAGUUAAGCGGAUACAGAGUAUACUGCAACUAGCGCAGCAUCGCUCGGUGUUAACUACAAAAGGGUAGUAACCAGUUAUCGAUGUAAACCAGUUUUUAUUUUUUCAUUUUUGUUGAGUUGGAAAUCCAGAUAGUCUUCGGACACGAAAAUUUUUAGUUUUUGAAAAUUAUAAAAUUUAAUCUAAAAGCAUUCUGAAAUAUUUAUCCGAUCUUUCGUUUUCAAAACUGGACAACAGAGAGUAUAUUGCACAGCAAUUUCACAAUAUACAGGCAACGGUGUGCAUCCAUUUGGCCUAUUAAAACCGCAAUAUGUUACUUGUUAAUUAUUAUUGUAAUACGUUUAAUUUUUUUAAUAUAUCUAUUUUCUUACCAUA
This is a messenger RNA of Cylas formicarius (sweet potato weevil), 2371 nucleotides long. RefSeq lists its product as uncharacterized. NCBI's taxonomy places the organism in Eukaryota, Metazoa, Arthropoda, Insecta, Coleoptera, Brentidae. The transcript is spliced from 3 exons. Bases 306 to 1190 code for a protein of 294 amino acids. The record is from RefSeq and is a predicted model, not a curated record.